AUGCCACGAGUCUUAUUCAGCACUCGACAGUCGCAUCAAGGCAUCUCAAAAGUUAUCUGGGCCUUGCCGAGGGUACUACGGGUAUCCUCUCAACAUGACGAACCCCGUUUGGUCCUCGCCUUUGUCAGACGUGCCUCGUCGCUGGCGUUCUCAUCUCCAGCAUACUCACAACUCCCAGCAUCAGCAAAGAAGGCGAGAAAGGCAGCAGACGUGAUAGCUGUGGAAGACCACGAUAAUGUACCUGAAGACGAGGUCACCUUAUUCUCUCAAGAUUUGAAAGAGGGCAUCGCCGAGACAGUAUCGAGAAAGCGAGCCCUUUCCGAGAGCAGGUCUAUCGAUGUCGAAUACCCAGGCCCAGGCUCACACCUGUAUGGGAAAUGGCGAUCCUUGUCCCUGGACCACGAGCGAUUGCUCAUUGAAUCCGACAUCAACGCCUCAGACAGUCGGCUUGUGAGGCUCAUUGACCAGCCCGGCAAUGAGAGCGACAUUGAGCUAUGGAGCUGCCUGCUGGAAUUUUGCCACCGGUGGAUGGGUCGAGACGGCGUCAUCAUGAUAUGGCAGGCUAUUUCAAAGAGGCGAAAUCUCUAUCAAGUGGAGGGUGCCUUACCCAAGGCAUUUUGGGGGUCCAUCCUCAACGCUGCUGUGACUAGCGACGCCUUUUUGCGAGAGGUGGUUUCCUAUGGGGAGUGGCUCCUCGAGUGCCAUGGGAACCCGUGGCCCCAGCUGUACACGACAGUGAUGUCUUUCAUGCUAGCGAACCGUCCCAAAGCCGAGGUGUUGCGUUGGCACAUAAUUCUGACGCCCUCAUUUGGGUCCGGCGAGGUUGAAUUCGUGAACAUGUUGAAGAGGUUCAUCACAGAUCCCGACCCCAAACUGCAGCAGACGCUGCAGUCGCUUUACAUGUGGAGUGUGUACCGCAAGCUCUACGACAUCUUAAUUCCGCACCUAUACGACAAAGGCCACGCAAAUCUGGCCAUCCUAUGGCGGCGACUCCUCAUUGCACACGGCGAUACUCCAGCGAGUCUCGCUGCCCGGCCCUUCCUGCGGUAUCUUGGUGCAUAUUUCCCGCAAACAUCCUUGUCGGAGGAAGAGCUUUCGAUUGCUGGACUUGUCCCGCAAAGUCAAAAAGGUUCCAAGAGUGGGACAGUCAGCCAGAGCCUGCGUGCUCAGACAGCCAUCAACGGCCAGAACCUGAGCUAUCUCGUCAAUCGAGUGCAUGGGGAGACGUUCGGCAUUCGAGAAAAGCCUUACAACGACAAGCUGGGCUCGAAAUGGUUCGCCAGCACCUGGGUUCCCCUGGACUUUGCCGUAAGUGUCAUUUACACGAUGGGUGUUCACAAUAUCGGCCCAUUAUCCUUGCAAUCCAUUGCCCUGCGCGAGAACGAUGCGCAGGGAGUACUCCACCGCUUAGAUCAGCUUCACCAGCUCAAGAUUCAGUUGCCCGAUACGAACUACGUAGCUGCCAUCCGGCACUACGCCAUGGUCGGCGACAAUGAGGCUCUUUCUGAGUUGCUUCAUUGCGACAUACAUCCGGAUCACAGAAGACUGGGAAACAUAUCAAUUGGUUCUCAAGACAAGAUUGGCUGUGACAUCGCAUUCAGUAUCUAUCUCAAGCGACAAGGUUCUUCAGUCAUGUGCGCGUCAGGGCAAUGGAGCAAUGGCGUUAUCACUCCUUCAAGGAAUGUGCUCGCGAGAUCUUCAACCGACUUCGAUGACGAGUCACAUGCUUUCGAGCCUCGUUCUACAGAGCCUGUCACCGCAUGCAAAAUUGAAGCGUGGCAGACACUGCUCUACCGUCUUGGUCGAGAAUACAGGCUUGUUGACCUUGAGCGGCUGUCUCUUGAUAUACUCAGAUUAUUUGUCAAUUACGCAAAAUCUGACAAGCCAAUGUGGGUUUCCCAUAUGGCAGACAUACCACAGAUCCUUCGCUUCGAAUCACCGUAUCAGCACUUCCAGAAGCUCCCACGCGACCUUGACGUCAAUCAUGAAGGCCACCCUCUUCGCCAGAUCUUCGACAAGAAUAUGCAGUCGUCAAUAGUAAGAUGGGGGUUUUCCCACACUCGUUAUGGUCAUGAAGCUGAAUCGACUGCGAUCACCAUUCUGCAUGGCGAAGAAGGCGAAUUCGUGGAUCCAGCCGACUUCCAUUUCGCUCGUGGGAUCCGGCUGCUUGCCAUGCUUCGGGACCAGGGCCUGAAUAUUCUCUACGCGACGGUACGGAAACAAGUUAUCCUGCGCCUGGUGGACUUGUACCGCGGCGGUGGGGAAGCAAGCUAUGAAUGGGUGGGAGGUAACGCACGAUUGAAGAUAAAACGGGCCAAAAACUCGCUCAGUCUGUCGGAAGCAAAGAAGCUUUGUGAUAUGGCUUGGGGCAGAGAGGUGGUGCCCAGCCUGCCCGAGCUUAUGAAUGCCUUGGAGAAAGCGAUGCGGGCUGACAAGUUGAACGACAUUCAGGCUCGGUUGAGAGCCCUUGAAGACUGGCCAUCCGAGACUAGUCAUGGCAGAUGA
Molecule: messenger RNA, 2505 nt
Organism: Diaporthe amygdali
Lineage: Eukaryota; Fungi; Ascomycota; Sordariomycetes; Diaporthales; Diaporthaceae
Exons: 3
Coding region: 1-2505 (834 amino acids)
Source: RefSeq, a predicted model, not a curated record